This is a messenger RNA of Salvia hispanica, 1788 nucleotides long. Its product is annotated as putative apyrase 7. Gene Ontology annotation, biological process: nucleoside diphosphate catabolic process. Gene Ontology annotation, molecular function: nucleoside diphosphate phosphatase activity. Gene Ontology annotation, cellular component: membrane. Lineage: Eukaryota; Viridiplantae; Streptophyta; Magnoliopsida; Lamiales; Lamiaceae. The record is from RefSeq and is a predicted model, not a curated record.
UGUUUAAGUUGUCAAGAUGUGCUGUGAUCUAUUUUGCAACUGAAAAUAGUUGGGAUAAGGUUUGAUGUAGAUUACUGAAGUUCCGAGAUGAAGCCGAAGUCGCCAUCAAAAGCGAAGAUCCAAAUCGCAGGGUUUUCCAAUUCCAACAAUCCCAAAUUGAAGAAGGUCGUUAUAGUCUCUCUUUUGGUAAUACUGAUUUUAGGUUUAGUUACGGUAUAUUUAAUUAUCAAACAUCGCGUUUUAAUGUCUGAGAAAUCGAGCUCAUUUUUCACUGUUGUAUUGGACUGUGGAAGCACCGGAUCCAGAGUGAAUGUGUUUGAAUGGAUUGGAAAUGGGAGUGGGAAUUUACCUAUUUUAUUGCAUAGUUAUCCAGAAAAUAUGAAUGGGAGCAAUGGCUGCCAGUAUCACUGCUUUCAAACUGAGCCUGGUUUGCACAAUUUUGUCAAUGAUUCAAUCGGGGUUAGGGCUUCUUUGGUGCCAUUGAUCAGACAUGCAGAGCAAUGGGUACCUCUGGAGAGGCGUGGGGUGACACCUAUAUUCGUUUUAGCUACUGCCGGAAUGAGGAGGUUGAGGGCCGAGGCUGCACGUCGUGUUUUGGGUGAUGUCGAGAAUGUCGUUAAAGAGCACAGCUUCUUGCAUAGGAGUAGCUGGAUCAGGGUGUUGAGUGGGAAGGAAGAAGCCUAUUAUGGCUGGGUUGCUUUGAACUACAAAUUUGGGGGUUUUGGGAGCUCAUCAAGGUCGCCCUCGUUGGGGCUUCUUGAUUUAGGAGGCUCCUCGUUGCAGGUGGUGGCUGAAGGAGGUGUUCAAGUGGGAGAUGAGCAUGUUGUUAGAUCAAAGAUUGGGCCGGUUGAACAUGAUCUUGCAGCUUAUUCAUUACCAGCUUUUGGCCUGAAUGAAGCUUUUGAUAGGACAAUUGUUAUGCUUAGUCACACUGAGGCCCUCAGAGAAAGUGGUGGUGGCUUGUUUGAAGUGAGGCAUCCAUGCCUAGGUUCAGGUUUUGUCCAAAACUACACAUGUCGUGGCUGCUUAGGUGUCGAUUCUAGAGCCUCAAGGGAUUUGGAAGAGAAAGGGCUGAACAAUGUGUUCCUUGUUGGUGAACCAGAUUGGAAGAGGUGUGAGAUAGUUGCAAGGGCAGCUGCCAUCAAUUCAAGCAGUUUGGAGUGGCCAGAUCAGCUGAAUCAAUCAGAAUGCCGAGGCUUGUUUUCUUCUGGAGAGGGCACUGCAAAGCUUAACCUGACCAAAAUAUUACACGCGGUCUCAAGAUACCAUGCACUGUCUGGUUUUUUCGCUUUCCACAAUGUCUUAAACUUGAGUCGGAGGGCAAACCUAACCAUGAUGUCUGAGGCGGGGCAGAGGUUAUGCUCCAGACAGUGGUCUGGUGGGAACAACAUCAACGCGCAGAACUGUUUCCGAGUUCCUUACCUGACAUCACUUUUGGCAAACGCCCUUUGUCUGAGCAAUGUGGAGAUUAUAUUUGGACCCGGGGAUGUUUCUUGGACGCUAGGUGCUUCCCUCGUUGAAGGAGAUUUCCCGUGGCAUCGAGCAGAGAGUUCGAGAGAUGGUAAGUUCACGCUAAAAGACACGGUAGCGAGACCUUCAACUAUAUUGGUAUUUAUUUUACUGUCAUCGCUUCUGGUUAUUGUUUAUUGCUGCCAAAUCAAGCUGCCUAUGCCAGGAAGGAAGAAUGUUAGUUCUAGAACAUCAUUGCCCUCUUAUUUGUGUCCUAAACGUCAGCCUAAUUGACUGUUAGAGUGCAUCAUUCUUGAUUACAAGAUUCAAAUUCCAUCA